AAUAAAAGAAUAUAUACAAAUGGGUGUUUUGGGGUUUCCAAUGGCUUGUGGGCAUGUACAAAUUAUGCUUGCAAGAAUAAAUAAAACAUCCACCCUUCUUCCUAAGGUAUUACAAAGAGUAGCAGUUUCUUGCAGACACCAGAAAUGGGGGAAAGAAAAAUGACCAAUGCCUGUUUCUGACCUCCACACAGAGUGUUGUAAUAAAAUCACAAAUAUCAUCACUUUUCUGCUUUCUAUGUCUUAUUCAAAGUUUCCUUUGUUCUUCUUUUAAUGGAAAGCAAUUCCAUUUUCUUGUCUUUGGUUCUUUUGCACUGGCAGAGAACUAAGAGAUCUUUCUAUGCUUUGCUUUCUCUUCUUCUGAUCUGUCUCUUAGCUUACAACACUGCCACCAUAUUCUGCACCCAUGUCAUUGUCCCCGUCCCGGCUCCUCCGGCGAGCUUCUUGCCGGAAAAUGCCACUGGAAAAUCAAGAACCUCCUCUUUUUCGUCCUCCCCCAAACUAUGGCCUGCCAUGCAGCAUUUGGCGAAAGCCAGAGUCGAGAAUUUGAAUCGCAAAGAUCAAAACUUGGUCGAUUCGAUAAGCAGACGCAGAAUCAAGCAAGCUACACGAAGAGGGAGAUGGAGGCGGCGUUCGAUGAAGCUUCUUCAGGAGUCUGAGGAUUCGAAGCUGUUUGGAUCAAGAGUGAGGAAGUUUUUCAGGUCCGAUUCUUCGCAUUCUUCCUGUAAGUUCAGAUUUUUCAUGACUUGGAUUUCUUCGGCGGAGUCUUUCGGAGACAGAGAGAUGCUCUGUGUGGAGAGUGUUUUCAAGGCGCAUCCGAAAGGCUGCUUGAUCAUCGUCUCAAAUACGAUGGAUUCGGCGAAAGGGACGGAAAUCUUGAGGCCGUUUUCCGACAUGGGUUUGCGCAUUGCCGCAAUUUCUCCCGACUUCGAUUACCUGUUCAAAGGGACGGGAGCUCGAGCUUGGUACAAUAAGUUGAAGAAAGGGCACGUAAAUCCCGGGGAGGUUUCGUUGGGUCAGAACCUAUCGAAUCUGCUUCGAAUGGGUCUACUCUAUCGAUUUGGCGGGAUAUACAUCGACACCGACGUCAUUGUUUUGAAAAGCUUUGAAGGCCUGAGGAAUGCCAUCGGCGCGCAGACUAUCGAUCUCGCCACGCGGAAUUGGAGCCGGUUGAAUAAUGCGGUGAUGGCGUUUGACAGGGGCCAUCCGUUGCUUCGCGAGUUUAUCGAAGAAUUCGCGAAGACAUUUGAUGGAAACAAAUGGGGACACAAUGGGCCGUAUUUGGUAUCAAGAGUAGUCUCGAGGAUGCACCGUGAAGAGUUGGGGUUAGACUUCAUGGUGCUGCCGCCAAUGGCGUUCUAUCCUGUCGAUUGGAGUAAGAUUAGAAGUCUUUUCAUGGGGCCAAAGAGCUUGCGUCACUCGAAAUGGAUAUUCGCGAAGCUUAAGCAGAUUCGAGGCCAUAGUUUCGCUAUUCAUCUGUGGAAUAAACAGAGCCGAGCCAUUGCCGUCGAGGACGGGAGCAUCAUACAGCAUGUUUUGUUGAGCACAUGUGUUGUUUGCAACUUCUCUUCUUUGAGUGUAAUAAAGAGCAUAGAAUGAAGCUAAGUUUAGUCAAUUUUAUUACAUUAGUUUUUUU
Messenger RNA from Andrographis paniculata, 1633 nucleotides. RefSeq lists its product as uncharacterized. The record is from RefSeq and is a predicted model, not a curated record. Bases 271 to 1596 code for a protein of 441 amino acids. The transcript has a single exon. Lineage: Eukaryota; Viridiplantae; Streptophyta; Magnoliopsida; Lamiales; Acanthaceae.